UCUGAACGAGAAGCACAAGCAUUUCGCUACACUCGCAUUAACAUCUGCUAACCAUGUGUAUGUGACAAAUACAAUUUGAUUUGAUUUGAUACUAGCAUUUUCCAAAAAUGGGUAUAUAUCAUUUUGGAAGGAAACGUUUCUCAUGUUUCUCCAUCUGAGCUUAGAGUAAAUGAGAUUCCUAAUGUUUGUCUCUGUUGUGUUGAAGUCCAAUCAAGCAGGAGAGACCAGCCUCCCCUGUACCCAGCUGUGUGUCCAUGACUAGUGACUGUUCUAAGCUUGAACCUAUACAGUUUAGAGAGGGAUACUUUUCUACUGAAAAAAGUCCAGAACUCCCAGAAGACUCUGAGAGUCAGAGGGAGGAUGAGGAAGUGGUGAAUGCUGAAGACGAGAAGCAGGAGAGCAGUGCCAUAGAGAGGGACAUUUCUGACACACUGGAGAAAAAUUCAGAUGCGCUUGCUGUGAUUUGCCAACGUGAACUCAAACUUAAUCUAAAGAAGAAGUUUCAAUGUAUAUUUGAGGGGAUCGCUCAACAAGGAAACCCAACACUUCUCAAUAAGAUCUACACAGAGCUCUACAUCACAGAGGGUGGAACAGGAGAGGUCAAUAAUGAACAUGAGCUGAGACAGAUUGAGACAACAACCAGGAAACAAGCAAGACCAGAGACUGCAAUCAAAUGUAACGACAUAUUCCAACCCUUAACUGGACAAGACAAACGUAUCAGAACUGUGUUGACAAAGGGAGUCGCUGGCAUUGGAAAAACAGUCUCUGUGCAGAAGUUCAUUCUGGACUGGGCUGAAGGAAAAGCAAAUCAGGAUGUCCAAUUUGUUUUUUCAUUCCCUUUUCGGGAGCUGAAUUUGAUGAAAGAGGAAAAACACAAUUUGAUUGAACUUCUCAAUCACUUCUCAACAGAAAUUAAAGAAUCAAGAAUCUCCAACUAUGACAAGUACAAAGUUCUGUUCAUCUUUGAUGGUCUGGAUGAGUGCCGACUGCCCCUAGAAUUCCAGAAAAACAAGAUCUGUUGUGACAUCACAGAGUCAACCUCAGUGGAUGUUCUGCUGACAAAUCUCAUCAAGGGAAACCUGCUUCCCUCUGCUCUCCUCUGGAUAACUACCCGACCUGCAGCAGCCAAUAAGAUCCCUUCAGAGUGUAUUGACCAGGAUACAGAGGUACGAGGGUUCAAUGACCCACAGAAGGAGGAGUACUUCAGGAAGAGAUUCAGUGAUGAGGACAUGGCCAGCAGUAUCAUCUCACACAUAAAGACAUCAAGGAGCCUCCACAUCAUGUGCCACAUUCCAGUCUUCUGCUGGAUUUCGCAAUAG
Oncorhynchus masou masou (cherry salmon) is the source of this 1319-nucleotide messenger RNA. RefSeq names its product protein NLRC3-like. Gene Ontology annotation, biological process: intracellular signal transduction. The record is from RefSeq and is a predicted model, not a curated record. The transcript has 3 exons. Bases 255 to 1319 code for a protein of 354 amino acids. NCBI's taxonomy places the organism in Eukaryota, Metazoa, Chordata, Actinopteri, Salmoniformes, Salmonidae.